CGUCCCUCUGAAUCAACAAAGAACUGUGCAUAGCAAGCAGCGAGUCCUAAAUUAAAAUGCAGUGAUUACUCAUAUGUAUCAUUGUUUUUAAUUUAAGAUUUCGACUUGCAUUUUACUAUCGUGAGGAAAAUGGCCGUCUAUGAGAAAUCGCAUGAAGAGACCAAAAGGAGAGUGCCGUUAUACCCUGGAUUUCCGGAGUUGGCGCGGUCAGAUGUUAGCGUACAUCCUACAUAUUCCAAAUUGGCUCUGGCAUAUCGAGUGGUCUGCCGACACCGUUAUCACUGGGCGAGUGUAGCACAGCGCAAGCAAUUCAUGAAGGAGUUACAUAGUUUUGAGAGGCUGCAGCCAAACGCCCUAGAUGGAGUACGUGUGCACAGGGAAUUCUCUCAAGGAAUCCUCUCUCACAAAAUACCCCCACGACGGUACAUACAAAAACUAACGCCAGACCCGCUAAACUCACACCAGAGGAUGCGAGUUGAAGAAAUAAUUAGCGGGAGAGUUAAUUUCCGUCAGAAAUAAAGACCAAAGAAUAAGAGAUUAAUAAGAUGUUGCCAUAUUAAAAAUUCUGACUUCA
This is a messenger RNA of Achroia grisella, 574 nucleotides long. RefSeq lists its product as uncharacterized. The record is from RefSeq and is a predicted model, not a curated record. The transcript has 2 exons. The coding region runs from base 130 to 519 and encodes 129 amino acids. Lineage: Eukaryota; Metazoa; Arthropoda; Insecta; Lepidoptera; Pyralidae.